UAGAUAGGAAAGAACACAAUUCGAAAGGCAAUAGUCAAAAAUGUAUCAUUCUGUCGUUCGUUUUACUUGUUUUAGUUGGAGGAUGUUUCUCUUUGGCGUUAAUAGGAUUGUUGAAGCUAGAUCCUUUCAACCAAAGGAGUGAUACGUCAAAUCUUUGUAGAUUACUCCCUUCUAGUGAUUCCUGUACUUUUAUGCCGAAAAAGGAUGUUCUGCUAAAUUCAAAGAGAAGCAUGGGAGAAUAUGUCUUUGAAUUCUUUUACUAUACACAAGCAGUGUGCGUCUGUCUCCAGUUCAUUACAGUAAUGUUUCUGCUUCCACACAUUGUUUGCUGUUUGAAUACAUUUUGUUCUUGGUGUACAACGUGUACAGGCACCACCAUUUGCCUUAGUUUCUGCUUUAGUGACUGUUUCCGAUGGGUAUUGAUACUGAUCGAUGGAUUCGUAGUAGGAAUUUUGUGCAUUAUUAGUUGUUCAGUUCUUGGAUUGUACUUAUCACCACGUGACAUUAUGCAGAUCGAUGGAUAUUUUUAUUGCGUUUCCAGUGGAUUAUUAGGAAUAUUGAAGUUAGUUGGGUACAUUAUAUAUCUGAAGAAAGUAGGAUUUACCUCAGAUGGUUACAUCUAUGGAUGCGACUCACAAAAUUCAGAUAUCGAUGCUGACAAAAAAUUGGAAACAACAAAAUAUUAAAUUUCAUCAGGAUUUACUGUCGAGAAGUCACUUGUGACUUUAUAUACAUAAACAAAUAACUAUCUAUUUGAUAUAAUGUAUAGCGAACGCAAUUGGAAAGUCUUUACUGUAUAAAUAAAACAUUUAUUAUAAG
Molecule: messenger RNA, 819 nt
Organism: Mytilus trossulus (common blue mussel)
Lineage: Eukaryota; Metazoa; Mollusca; Bivalvia; Mytilida; Mytilidae
Exons: 4
Coding region: 192-686 (164 amino acids)
Source: RefSeq, a predicted model, not a curated record